UUAAAACUCUUUAAAUUUUUAGUAACUGAAGAAAUAACAUCGUAGAAUAAUAAAUUAUGUUGUGGAUUUGGUUUUAAUUCAUAUUAUCUUGCGUACAGUCACCUGUUUUAUCGGCGGCACAAAUUUUAAUUUCCUGUAGUAAUAACUGGAUGAAACGAAUCUUAACCUCAAAAAUUGUUCGACGUGAGUUAAUUCGAAUAUAAAACUGUAUUAACGUUAAACUUAAUUAUUUAAAAUGAACGUAACUCUACCUCCAGGUGCAGGUAUCGAAAAUGUGGAUGCAGAACAAAUGAAAACUUUUAAAGACUUCCUUAUAUCAUACAACAAGUUAGCGGAAUUAUGUUUCACUGAUUGCGUCUCGGACUUCACGUCUAGGAAUAUUAAAGGAAGUGAAGAUAGGUGUGCGCUAAAUUGUCUAGAAAAAUUUCUUAAAGUAAACCAAAGAAUUUCCCAGAGGUUCCAAGAGUUUCAGAUGCUUGCCAAUGAAAAUGCACUCGCGGCAGCUCAAAAGCUGGGCCAAAAUCCAACCUGAUCUAAUUUUCUAUUUUUGUUAUUGCCAUCGUUAGUACAUGUUUGUUACAAAAUAUAGUUUUACCACAAAA
Molecule: messenger RNA, 602 nt
Organism: Zophobas morio
Lineage: Eukaryota; Metazoa; Arthropoda; Insecta; Coleoptera; Tenebrionidae
Gene: Tim9a
Product: mitochondrial import inner membrane translocase subunit Tim9
Exons: 3
Coding region: 236-532 (98 amino acids)
Source: RefSeq, a predicted model, not a curated record